AUGGCGCCGGGCAUUAAACGCAAGGUCAAUCGCGAGAAUCAUCAGUUUCAAGAAGUGGAAGUGUGGACUAACAAGUACUGUUUUGUGCAACAGAACAACAGCAUUAUUUGCCUUUUGUGCAAUGGAACAAUAGCAGUGCCAAAAGAAUUCAACCUGAAGCGACAUCAUGAAAGCCAACACAAGGAUUUCCUUCUGCAAGGUACGGAACGCAAACGGAAAAUCGAAUCGUUACGACGAUCACUAAUCAGCCAACAAAAUGUGUUCAAGAAACAAUCUGGAGAAUUGGAUGCGGCUGUUGAAGCCAGCCUAGAAAUAUCUGCUUUAAUAGCCAAGAAUGGGAAACCUUUCACAGAUGGCGAUAUGAUAAAAAAGUGUCUUAUCAUCGCAAUUGCAAACUGUGCUUAUUUUUCUUUGGCUGUGGAAGAAUCCACUGACAUAUCAUCAACAGCACAAGUGAUUGUGUUUAUUAGAAGUGUUUCACUAGAUUUUAUUGUGAAUGAAGAAUUUCUUGGCAUGGCAUCACUUUCUGGACAUACAACUGGUGCUGACUUAUUUACUAGUUUAUUGAGCGUUUGCAACAAAUCAGCACUGGACUUUGACAAGCUAUCCAGCAUUGCCACCGAUGGAGCACCAUCUAUGGUUGGAUGUGAGAAUGGCAUGGUCACCUUGCUGAAAAACCACCUUGGGGACAGGCAAAAGGAGUUAGUCCAGUAUCAUUGCAUAAUUCACCAACAGCAACUUUGUGCAAAGAAGCUGGGAUUUGAACGUCUGCUGAAAGAUGUAUAUGAUACUGUGAACUUAAUCCGCCGUCAUGGACUCAACCAUCGACUCUUCACAUCAUUUCUUGAAGAAAUAGAUGCUGAUUAUGCUGACCUGCCCACGUAUACUGAAGUUCGUUGGCUGAGCAAGGCAACAGUCCUCAAGAGAUUUGUGGAGCUAUUGGGGCCUAUUAUCACUUUCCUCAAAGAACGGGGGAACACUACAAGGAAUUUGGAGGGACAAAGAUGGCAGUGUGAUUUAGCUUUCCUUGCUGACAUUACUGCUUAUCUAAACGACCUUAAUUUGAGAUUGCAGGGAAAGAUGCAACUUGUUUCUCAGUUGACAAGUAACAUCAAUGCAUUUAUGACCAAACUAUCACUUUUCAAGUCCCACAUGCAAUCAGAAAACUUUACACACUUUCCACAUUGCAAGGCCAUGAAAGAGAAAUACCCACAUAUGAAGAUGGAUUACUCUGACCAAGUUUACACCCUCCUUACAUCAUUCAAUGAGAGGUUUGGUGAAUUCCAGAAAUUCAAGAUCUACCUGCAACUUUUUUCAACUCCAUUUGUUGUGAAAGUGGAAGAUGCCCCUCCAGAUGUCCAUCUUGAGUUGAUAGACAUCCAGUGCAGUGAUAAAUUGAAAUCACAGUUUAAAAAUUCUAAUCUCCUCACAUUCUACAAAGAACUGUCUGAUACAUCAUUUCCAAAACUGAAAGACAAUGCUCGAUUUUGUGCAAGCAUGUUUGGCAGUACCUAUGUAUGCGAACAAGCAUGUUCGCUUAUGAAUUUAAACAAGUGCAAAACACAGAACAGUUCUCUGUGGAUAUCAGAAGCUUCAGAGCAGUGGGAAUAA
Molecule: messenger RNA, 1611 nt
Organism: Centruroides sculpturatus (bark scorpion)
Lineage: Eukaryota; Metazoa; Arthropoda; Arachnida; Scorpiones; Buthidae
Product: general transcription factor II-I repeat domain-containing protein 2-like
Exons: 3
Coding region: 1-1611 (536 amino acids)
Source: RefSeq, a predicted model, not a curated record